CAAUUCUAUCCCACCACCUGGACAAUCCUUUCGCUGGUUAUAAGAUCCAAGUCCGAGUCAGGCGUUCUCUCAGUUUUUCAUGCGAAAAUAAAGACGUAGACUCUUUCGUAACAUGACGCGACUCCCAGUGAUUAGUGUCUUUGUGCUCCUCUGUGGAUCGAUCGUUAAUGCAGACGGACAAUGCAAAUUAUCACCGUGCGUUACUGUCGAUAUUUACUACGAGUCACUCUGCGGAAGCAGCAUGAUGUUCAUGAGGAAUGAAUUGAUACCUUCGUAUCCAGCACUCAAGGAUUACCUCAACAUCAAUUUCGUGCCUUAUGGAAAGGCCUCGACUAAGCUGAGCGACGCUAAAAAGUACUCGUUCACAUGUCAACACGGUCCCACGGAGUGUCAAGGGAACAAGGCCCAGGCCUGCGGUUACAACGCAAUCCUCGAGUCCGGGCGAUCCUUCGAGGAGAAGCAAUCCCUGGCGGUGUCUUUCAUCGGUUGUGUCAUGUCCAGCGAUAAUCCAGCCACCGCAGUCCCACAGUGCGCCGAGACCGCUGGAUUAAACGAGGAGACGAGGAAGACCAUCGACGAGUGCGGAAAAUCGGAUGCUGGGGAUGCCCUUCUGGCUGCCUUCGGCGAGAGGACACAUGAUCUCAAGCCUAAACUGGCUGUUGUGCCCACCAUUGUCCUCGAUGGGGUAUACACUCAGGAAAAUCAGGACGCAGCGGUUUCUGACUUCAAGAAACUCAUCUGCAGUCGCAUUUCCGACGAGAAAAAGCCGGCUAUUUGUUCGAAGUGAAUAACUCAUUAAUGAAAUUCUCUCAAUCUUCUCAGAUUGAUUUAUUCCUGUUUUAUACACUGAGCGUGUGAUUUUGCCGCUGGAGAAUUAAUGAAUAGAUUAGCUGAGUGAGUUAUGAAAUGUCAAGUAAUUAAGGAGAAUAAACGAAUGAUGAUUCAUGAGAAGGUCUCACGUCGAGUUAGAGAGCCCAUUAAUUGGUGAAUUGUUUGGAAUUGUUUAUUACAUUGAGAUGACCUUUUAAAAAACUUAUAAAGACAGAAUAAACGAAAAUUGUUUACGUAAAAAAAUAUUCAAUAAAAAAUACACCAACAGAAAAACAA
This is a messenger RNA of Diachasmimorpha longicaudata, 1107 nucleotides long. Its product is annotated as gamma-interferon-inducible lysosomal thiol reductase-like. The coding region runs from base 113 to 787 and encodes 224 amino acids. The record is from RefSeq and is a predicted model, not a curated record. Gene Ontology annotation, molecular function: oxidoreductase activity, acting on a sulfur group of donors, disulfide as acceptor. The transcript has 5 exons. Lineage: Eukaryota; Metazoa; Arthropoda; Insecta; Hymenoptera; Braconidae.